This is a messenger RNA of Scophthalmus maximus (turbot), 1579 nucleotides long. RefSeq names its product dual specificity phosphatase 12 (gene dusp12). The record is from RefSeq and is a predicted model, not a curated record. Gene Ontology annotation, molecular function: protein tyrosine/serine/threonine phosphatase activity. NCBI's taxonomy places the organism in Eukaryota, Metazoa, Chordata, Actinopteri, Pleuronectiformes, Scophthalmidae. The coding region runs from base 194 to 1213 and encodes 339 amino acids. Gene Ontology annotation, biological process: protein dephosphorylation. Gene Ontology annotation, cellular component: nucleus. The transcript has 9 exons.
UUUAAAGACGAACCAAGUACAACAGUGACCAGACGGGUAGUUUUUUUUUCAUUUUAAAUUCCAACUCUUUAUUAUUCUCUCUUUGUUAUUGUCGUUGUAGCCACCUUCUCUUCCAAUGCUAGAAGAUUUUACUGGAAGAGCCAAAACAUCCGAGAGGCUAAUCUAAGGGGCGGGCGGAAGUUGAGCAACAAUAAUGACAACUCGCUGGAGGGAUGAACGAUUCUCAGCACGUGGAAGUGAAAAUAAGACACGCCGCUCUCAAAUCAUGCUCCUGGUGGACCCCGGUCUGUACAUCGGCGCUGCGGCUGAUCUCAACGACAGGCAGGCACUGGCCGAUGCCGCUGUCACUCAUAUCCUGUCGGUGGACUCCGUUGACCCCUCCCCUCUGCCUCCCGCCGAUGAUGCCUUCCGCAGGAAGUGGGUCAACGUUUUGGACGAGGUGACCUCUGACCUCCUGUCUCACAUGGAUGACUGCUACCUGUUCAUUCAUGAGGCUGUGGGUGGAGGUGGGACUGUAAUCGUUCACUGUCAGGCUGGUCGAAGUCGCAGUGCCACCAUUGUGACUGCUUAUCUAAUGAAGAGAUACCGACUGGGCUUCAGUGAGGCUUACCAUAGACUGAAGAGUGUCAAACAGGAUGUACAGGUCAACAGUGGUUUUGAGGGGCAGUUGUGUCUUUAUGAGGCCAUGCACUGUGAAGUUGACACCUCCAAUCCUGUGUACAAACAAUACAGACUGAGCAAGAUCACUGAGAAGUACCCUGAGAUGCAGCAGGUUCCCAGGGAGCUGUUUGCCGUCGACCCUGCUUAUUCCAGCUCCUCUGAAGUGUCCUAUCGCUGCAGGAAAUGCAGACGAACUGUGUUCCGUGGAUCCAGUAUUCUCAGUCACCCAGUAGGAGGAGGAGCAUCAGCCUUUGGUCACAAGAAGUCCAGGAACCUCACUGGAGACGUCCAGUGCACAUCUUACUUCAUUGAACCAGUGCUGUGGAUGGAACAAGCUUUACUUGGGGUGAUGGAUGGACAGCUGCUGUGUCCCAAGUGUAGCUCGAAGCUGGGCUCUUUCAGCUGGUGCGGGGAUCAGUGUUCGUGCGGUCGCUGGGUCACCCCCGCCUUCCAGCUGCACCGCAAUCGAGUGGACGAGAUCCGACAACUGAGCAUGCAGAAACAAGACCAGGUCCCAACACCUCAAACCCCAACACCUCAAACAGCCCAGUGAAAGUGUGAGGACCGGAAAAUGUCCUCACUGCUAAUCGUGUAUACAAAAACUCAAAUUACAUGCAUACAAACAAAUGCAUGCAAGCUCUGUGGGCAGAAAAUGAAAGUAAUCUUGUACAUCAACUAUUCCAGUCUGGAAUGAAUGUUUAAAGAAUUUAUCAACUUAAAGAAGAACAAAAAGGUAAUUUUAUACUGCAGCUAAUUUUCAAGGGCAAACGCUUUCUAUAACCUAACCUUUUUUAAUGUGUUUGUAUGACGUGACUGUUUGGCAGCACAUAUUUGUAAAUAAAAACGAACUGUAAAUAUCAACAGAAAAAUCUGCAUUGAUCUGAUUCUGUUACUGAAUAAAUGAAUCUGCAAGUGAUAA